This is a messenger RNA of Chara braunii, 2127 nucleotides long. The record is from the annotation of a GenBank genome assembly. Lineage: Eukaryota; Viridiplantae; Streptophyta; Charophyceae; Charales; Characeae.
ACUGGAUUGGAUUGGAUUGGAUUGGAUUGGAUUGGAUUAGAUUGGAUUGGAUUGGAUUGAUACCUUAAUUAGGAACCGCAUUAGGCGGAACCAUGCAAGUAACCUCGCAAGCGUCCAUCGCCGUUUUCGAUGAUGAUGAUGAUGAUGUUGAUGCCGAGGCUGAGCUUGUAGAAGGGUUGCAGAGUGGCUCGGCGAAGAAGAAGAAGAAGAAGACGAUGGAGAUGGCGGCGUCGAGUCAUGAGGAGGUUAUUGAUGAUAUCAAGAAUGGUGGUGGUGCUGACUAUGAUCGUGAUGCUGAUGAUGGUGCUGCUGCUGCUGCUGAUGAUGAUCAUCAUCAUCAUCAUCAUCAUCAUGACGAUGAUAUUAACAAUGAUCGCGGUGCUGAUGAGGAGGAGGAGGAGGAGAAGGAGGAGGAGGAGGAGGAGGAGGAGGAUGACAAUGAUGGUGAUGAUGAUGAUGAGGAUGAGGAUGAUGAUGAUGAUGAUGAUGAUGAUGAUAUUAACAAUGAUCGCGGUGCUGAUGAUGAGGAGGAGGAGAAGGAGGAGGAGGAGGAGGAAGAGGAGGAUGACAAUGAUGGUGGUGCUGACGAUGAUGAUCAGAAUGAUCAGAAUGAUGAGGUGCUAAUGUUGAUGACGAUGAGGAUAUCAACAAUGAUGAUGACGAUGUGGAGGAGGAGGAGGAGGAGGAGGAGGAGGACGGAUCGCCGAGGGUGGUGGGAAUCACCUGGAGGACAUCUCCAAGGUCUUGGACAAAGUAAGGGGGAAGAACCAGGGACACACUUUUCAGAUGCGGCGAAAACCUGGGCAGAGGUGGACCAGCUGAUGGAUGCAUAUCUCACAAAUCAUGUGGGGAGGCGUGCAUCUUGCUCGCAAGGCUGUGCACUGUUGCGAUUGGUGUCAUCAACUUUCCCAGGACUAGUGGAGUUGAAGGAGAUGAGAUGGAUGUGCAGGGGAGGUGUUGGAAGAAUGGAAGCCAAUCAUGACCAAUCGGUGGGCGCCAAUCAGGCUGCUUCUGGGCACCAUGCAGCAGCAUUUGGUGCGCUGUGUGCUGCUCUUGGAGUGAAAAGAACGGUAGCCCAGAGAGCCUUUUUGUUUAUGACACUGCGAGAUAUCUUGUCAGCUGCAACGAGACUGAACCUCGUUGGUCCUUUGGAGGCUGCAGGACUUCAGCACAAGCUGUCAAAGUCAGCAGAGAAGGUGUUAGCAUGGGCCGCGGACAGACCAAUAUCGGAUGUCCACCAGACUGCACCGCUCUGGGAUCUUAUGCAGGGAGCUCAUGAUGAGCUGUUUGCCCACCUUUUCCGGAGUUGAGAGAUGUCUGGCUCACUGGGCUGUUUGAGCUGUCUCUGCACUACUGUUGUUAUGGCAAGGUGGGCGCUAGGUUAGGCCGUGAGGGAAGGGGGUUCUACUGAACUGAUGGUGGUUCUCAGAGUUGGCUUGACUUUAUCACCGAUUGAUUGACUCUGAUGGUUCUACUGCAGAAGUCAUGGUAACAUUUGACAGGACUCUGUUUCAUGCACAGCCUGAGUUGCAGCUGACAGUACAAGAAGUAUCGUCUGCGCCAUAAGCUCCAUAAUGCUCCAAGAAUUACUGCGGAUCCAGAGUACUUGCUGAAAGUGUAUGCUCUUCUUAUUCUUCUUCUCCGGCAGUCAUGGAGGGUUGUUGGCACGUCAUUCCUUUGAAAACAAUGACCAGCUAAUACCUACAAGAAGAAUGAUGAUAUCUCCAGGCAUGUCUUCAGCGGCAGCAACAGAAGUUGCAUUUCAGUUAUGGUACAUAUUUAGAGCCACUAUCCGGUUGCACUUAGCGGAGCUCAUGCUCGUUGUCCGCAUCAUUGGGUUUAUUGUUUUGCUUGCACUUCAGGUUACCAAAAUUCUCAGCAUUUUCUUUUCAGAAGCUGUUCGCAUUAUCUACUACAUCUACAGUACACUGCUUGUGUUACAUCUACGACUGUUCUCGGUGCUGAUGCACGUGCAUGUUCUGUGGCUGAUUUUUCUCCAUCCCCAGUUCUUGAAGCUUUUCCUCUACCCGUUGGUGAUGUCAUGGACAGAAUCUCUCUGCAAUCGCCGGUGGGCACGGACGCUGUCAUAAACCUGGAAUUUCCACAGAGUAAAAGCAAAGAGGACUU